AGUUUUUUUCAAAGCUUUUCAACUUUUGUUUGUGUUUGUUUGUUUUGUUUUAAAAUCUCCUGUCGGCUUCUUUACCUUGUACAAAUUGCUUAAAUUUCUUUAAUUAAUUUCUGCUUUGAUGUUAUUGUCCGGUAGAUGUCGCUCGUCCACUGCGGGUUGCGUCAAACAAAUCAGUUGCAAGUUGCAACAAGAAUAAGUUGGUGGUGGCGGCGCAGUCGCGUUGAAAAGUGGCUUGGAAAAGUUGCACUGCAUUGUUAGAACGUCGGAGGUCGUUUUCUGUGUGUUUCUCGGUGUUGGUGUUGUGUCUUCGGCCGUUUGGUGCUCCGCCCUUACCAUCAUGGCUAGCUAGUGCACCAUCUUGAUGUCGUGCCAUGGAGUAGUGUUGUGACCACCGAAAAUUGCUCAGUUUGCGACAGAUACGAGGAUUUCGGAUAGGCAGAUCGAAACGAGGACCACACCAUGUCCGGAAGGCAUAUUCCAGCUGAUAAGAUAAACCUGCGACUGAUCCUCGUCAGCGGGAAGACAAAAGAGUUCCUCUUCAGUCCAAGCGAUUCAGCUGGGGAUAUUGCGCAACAUGUCUUCGACAACUGGCCAGAAGAUUGGUGUCAGGAAGCCGUAUCAAAGGCUGAAAUCCUCCGACUUAUAUAUCAGGGUCGUUUUCUUCAUAGUAACGUAACGUUAGGAGCACUAGGACUGCCAUUUGGGAAAACAACGGUGAUGCAUCUAGUACCGAGAGAAAAUCUGCCCGAGCCUAAUUCGCAAGAUCAACGACAAAAGAGCAAAGGGGGCAACAGCAGUUGUUGUUCGGCGUCGUGCUGCAUCUUGUAAGGUAUUCUUGUGAUACAAAAGAGUCUCGGACGUAAUCGUCAUAUCCAAUGGUCGAUACAAUACUCGUAAAAAGUGCAAGGAACUACGUGCAUAAUUGCACAAGUAAUGUUGUGAUAUCAGUGUUAAUUUCGAUACUCAUGUGCCAGACUAGACUGUGUGUCGGAGCAUCCCAUCAUUGUUAUAAUUUUUAGCGUAUUUAUAUAGCUAUAUUGUUUUAUAUUUUAAUGAUCAAAUAGAAUUAUUUUUUAAUCAUCUCAUCAUUAGACAUUAGCGAAAGCUGUAAAGUAUCAAAUUUUUUAAAAGACUUGCGCCCAUUAAUUUUGUAUAAAGCAUUUUUCAGGUCGUUUUAAUGGGUUUUUUGUAUGAAUAUAUGUCGGAAUUGUGCAACGUUCAUAUUUAUUCCGUGAAUACACAGUAAAUAAAUUGUUUUAAUUUCA
This is a messenger RNA of Tribolium madens (black flour beetle), 1265 nucleotides long. RefSeq names its product ubiquitin-like protein 3 (gene UBL3). Lineage: Eukaryota; Metazoa; Arthropoda; Insecta; Coleoptera; Tenebrionidae. The record is from RefSeq and is a predicted model, not a curated record. The coding region runs from base 460 to 828 and encodes 122 amino acids. The transcript has 4 exons. Gene Ontology annotation, molecular function: protein binding.